This is a messenger RNA of Nasonia vitripennis (jewel wasp), 2397 nucleotides long. RefSeq names its product carboxylesterase clade A, member 6 (gene CCE-A6). Lineage: Eukaryota; Metazoa; Arthropoda; Insecta; Hymenoptera; Pteromalidae. The transcript is spliced from 10 exons. The coding region runs from base 327 to 1910 and encodes 527 amino acids. The record is from RefSeq and is a predicted model, not a curated record.
GUUGCGGUAACACAGGCAGACACCAAGACCAAGAGUAGCUCGAAUACUAAAUUCUUGACCUUUCAAUGAUGUGCCAUGCAUGAGAUUUAAGCUAUCGCGCAAUUGAGAAACAAGCAUUUAUGAAGUACAAUUAUAUGGUUCAAUUGACUGAAGUAAUGCAUUGUCAUCGAUAAGCUCUAUUUACCUCCCAUAACAAGCCUGCACUUCAACUCGUUCAACAAAGUUAAAAAGUGCAAGAUUACGUGUACCGAUGACGUAUAGAGAGAAGGGGAAGCCAGUUACGUUCGCAGAGCCAAGGCUUGACCAGUUUGCGCUUGGCUGUCAACAUGAGCGAAUCACUGGUUGCGGAGACGUGCGCCGGUAAAGUUAAAGGAUGUCUGGACAAAAGUAGUUUGGGUCCUGAGUACUAUGCAUUUCGGGGUGUACCAUACGCAGAGCCGCCCAUUGGUCCGCUAAGGUUUGCUGAUCCAGUGCCAGUAAAGUCAUGGACUGGAGUUCGCGAAGCGACAUCGUUCGGUUCAAAUUGCACACAUAUCAAUUUCUUGACGCUUGAGAUGACAGGAAGUGAUGACUGUCUCUACUUAAACGUCUAUACGCAUAGCUGCGAGAAAGAUAAACGACGACCGGUAAUGAUCUGGAUUCACGGAGGUGGUUUCGUUGGCGGUAGUGGCGAUGACGACCUUUACGGACCCGAUUACUUCAUGGUCAAGGACAUCGUGUUUGUCAGCAUCAAUUACAGAGUCGGAAUUUUAGGAUUUUUAAACUUGGAAGAUGAAGUGGCACCAGGUAACCAGGGCUUCAAGGAUAUGGUAUUGGCCUUGAAAUGGGUCAAAAGCAAUAUAGCAAACUUUGGCGGAGAUCCUAACAAUGUCACGAUCUUCGGCGAAAGUGCCGGUGGUGCCGCUGUGCAUUACCUGACUAUUUCACCGUUAGCGAGAGGCCUUUUCCACAAGGCGAUUUCUCAGAGUGGUGUAGCUUUAAACCCCUGGGCCUAUCAGACGAAUCCAAAGUCCAAGGUAUAUCGGGUAUGCGAAAAAUUGGGAUUUAAGUCUCGAGAUCCAAAGCAAAUAGUCGAUUAUCUCAGAAGCAUCGAUAGUAGAAAGUUAGUCGAAGCUCAAGAAUCGAUUUUGACCGAAGAGGAAAAAAUCCAAUUCACGUUUGCCUUCGGGCCUGGAGUGGAUGCAAAAUCGAAGAAACCAUUCAUGCCCAUCUCUAUUGAAGAAGCCUCAAAAGAAGGUGCCCAGGUACCUUUGAUUAUUGGUCACACCAACCUCGAGGGUGCUUUGUUAGCCAAGGGCAUAAAUAGAGUUUACGACAAGUUGAACGUCAAUCUUGAAAAGUACCUGAAUCCGGAGUCUGUGAAGUUGAUAAAGCAAUGCAACCAGUCCAUUGAUGAUCUGAGACGACUGUAUUAUGGCAAUGCGGAAAUAAGUGAAGCAAAUUCAAAGCCACUUUUCGAACUUGCCGGUGAUUUGUACUUUGUUGAGGGUGUACAUAGAGUCGUAAACAUGCAAGUCGAAGCUGGAUCAGCUCCGACUUAUCUUUACCGCUAUACGUUUGAUAAGGAACCUUCAGCUUUCAAAAUGAUGCUAGGCGUUAAAGCGAGUGGAGCUUCUCAUGCUGACGAAUUGCCGUAUCUCUUUCGUGCUCGACAGUAUGAAACUAUGACGUUUGAUUCCUCAAAAAAAGGAACAAUCGGCCACAAAGUUAUGGAACGCAUGAUAGACCUUUGGGUCAAUUUUGCAAAAACAGGGAGACCGACAUUAGAAAAAACGGAAGAUAUGCCUUUCUACUGGUUACCGGUAAACAGCGGAACGUUGCUGCGUUACUUAAAUAUCGAUGAAGACCUGCGAAUGGAGGAACAAGCCACUGAGACGAAUUUCCAUAUCUGUUUAGUGAUUGGAAUAUAAAUAUGAGAAAAAGAAAUGAUUAGUUACAAGUUUUCAAAGAUUUGAUAAACCUAUGGAAAAUUUGCAAACUGGCAACACAGGCCUUUUCAAUCACUAAAUAAAUAAAACAUUUGAAUGUUGUCUGCGUUGAUACAGAAUCCAUUUCGAAUGGAAAUGAUGAAUUUUUCACGCGUAUCUCAUUUGCGGGCCCUCAACACACCACCAAUCCCAAACAAGACCGAAGAUAUGCCAUUUUACUGGCUACCGGUGAGCAGCAGGACGUUGCUUCAUUAUUUAAACAUAGACGUUUUGCGGAUGAAGGCUCGAGUUUGGAGCAUCGCUAUACUUGGUUUGCAAAGUCACGAAGAAUAAGCUCUAGAGAAAACACAAGAUGUUACGAUAUCAAAUAAAGUAUAGUGCACUGCAAUUUUAGAUAAAAACAUUUUAUCAAUAGCGCAAUGCACAAUCUUCUAUAGCGUCUCCGUUAUAAAAGGUGAUAUAUAUCUUA